Molecule: messenger RNA, 6399 nt
Organism: Menidia menidia (Atlantic silverside)
Lineage: Eukaryota; Metazoa; Chordata; Actinopteri; Atheriniformes; Atherinopsidae
Source: the annotation of a GenBank genome assembly
AUGUCUAACCUGACCUCAGGACAGGCUCUGAAAUACCAGUGCUGUUCUCGGGACACGAAGCAGUUGUUUGAAGAAGGUCCUGUGCUGUACGUUGCUGUCAUGUCGGCCAAAGCCAUAUCGGAGCAGACGGGGAAGGAUUUCCUCUACAAGUACAUCUGCACCUCAGCGGCUGUGGAGAACCGCUUCCGCUAUGCCAGUGUAACGGCGGAGACUGACUGGGACCGCCUCACACAGGAGCACCCAUGGCUGCUGACAGAACGGCUGGUGGUGAAGCCAGAUCAACUAAUCAAGCGGCGUGGAAAGCUCGGGUUGGUGGGCAUCAACUUAGACCUGCCAGGAGUCAAGGACUGGAUCAAAGCCCGCAUUAUGAAAGAGACCACCGUGGGGAAGGCAAAAGGCGUGCUGAAGAACUUCCUCAUUGAGCCAUUUGUUCCACACACACAGGCGGAAGAGUUCUAUGUGUGCAUUUACGCCACGCGUGAGGGCGACCAGGUGCUUUUCCACCACGAGGGCGGAGUGGAAGUUGGUGAUGUGGACUCCAAGGCUCAAAGGCUGCUGGUUGCUGUGGAUGAAAGUCUCAAUGAAGACCAAAUCACAAAGCAGCUCCUCCAGCAUGUUCCUGAUGAAAAUAAGGAAGUUCUGGCCAGUUUUAUAGUUGGUCUCUUCAAAUUAUAUGAGGACCUCUACUUCACCUAUCUCGAGAUCAACCCUUUAGUCGUGACCCAGGAUGGGGUGUACGUCCUCGACAUGGCAGCCAAGAUUGAUGCCACAGCUGACUUCAUCUGCAAAGCUAAAUGGGGAGAUGUGGAGUUUCCUCCACCCUUUGGCAGAGAAGCUUAUCCAGAGGAGGCCUACAUAGCAGAUCUGGAUGCAAAGAGCGGCGCCAGUCUGAAGCUGACGCUGUUGAACCCCAGGGGCAGGAUCUGGACCAUGGUGGCUGGAGGCGGUGCUUCAGUGGUCUACAGCGACACCAUCUGUGAUCUGGGUGGGGUGGAUGAGUUGGCCAACUACGGUGAGUACUCCGGGGCACCCAGUGAACAGCAGACCUACGACUACGCAAAAACCAUCCUCUCCCUCAUGACCCGGGAGAAGCAUCCUGAAGGGAAAGUGCUGAUCAUCGGAGGAAGUAUUGCGAACUUCACCAAUGUAGCAGCUACAUUUAAGGGUAUUGUCAGGGCCAUUAGAGAUUACCAAGGCCCUCUAAAGGAGCAUGAGGUCUCCAUAUUUGUGCGACGUGGUGGUCCCAAUUAUCAAGAAGGCCUGAGGGUGAUGGGGGAAGUAGGAAAGACCACAGGUAUUCCUAUUCAUGUGUUUGGAACUGAGACCCAUAUGACAGCCAUAGUUGGGAUGGCUCUGGGCCACCGGCCGAUCCCUAACCUGCCUCCUAUGGACGCUCACACCGCCAACUUCCUCCUCAACGCCAGCAGCAACGCAGCGACUCCAGCUACUACAAGAACAGCUUCUUUCUCUGAGGUCAAGACCAAUAACGAUGUCUCUCCUGCGAAAAAGUCUCGAGCAGGCCUCCCCGCAGACUCUCUCCAUUCUAUACUGUGGCCUCUGAAGAAUGUGGUCACAGGCGAUUGGAUAGCCAAAGCAACCACACUUUUCAGCAAACACACCAAGGCCAUCGUCUGGGGCAUGCAGACGCGUGCUGUGCAGGGCAUGCUGGAUUUUGACUACGUUUGCUCCCGUGAUGAACCCUCUGUGGCUGCCAUGGUGUACCCCUUCACUGGAGAUCACAAACAGAAGUUCUACUGGGGCCACAAAGAGAUCCUGCUGCCAGUUUAUAAGAACAUGGCUGACGCCAUGAAGAAACACACUGAAGUGGACGUCAUGAUCAGUUUUGCGUCGCUACGCUCAGCCUUUGACAGCACAUUGGAGGCUAUGCAGUAUCCGCAGAUUCACACCAUCGCCAUCAUAGCUGAGGGCAUUCCUGAAGCUCAGACCAGGAAGCUGAUUAAGAUUGCUGAUGAGAAGGGUGUCACAAUCAUUGGCCCUGCCACGGUCGGCGGCAUCAAGCCAGGCUGUUUUAAGAUUGGAAACACCGGUGGAAUGCUGGACAACAUCCUGGCCUCCAAACUUUACCGUCCUGGAAGCGUGGCAUAUGUAUCACGCUCUGGAGGCAUGUCCAACGAGCUGAACAACAUCAUCUCACGCACAACAGAUGGCGUCUAUGAGGGUGUUGCCAUUGGUGGAGACCGAUAUCCAGGUUCUACUUUUAUGGAUCAUGUCCUACGUUACCAGGACACACCAGGGAUUAAGAUGAUAGUGAUGCUUGGAGAGAUUGGAGGCACAGAUGAGUACAGUAUCUGCCAAGGGAUCAGAGAAGGCAGGAUCACCAAACCGGUGGUGUGCUGGUGUAUUGGUACCUGCGCCACCAUGUUCACUUCAGAGGUUCAGUUUGGCCAUGCUGGAGCCUGCGCCAACCAGGCUUCAGAGACGGCCGUGGUUAAGAACCAGGCCCUCAGAGACGCUGGAGCUUUUGUACCAAAGAGCUUUGAUGAGCUUGGAGAUGUCAUCAGGACUGUGUAUGAUGAGCUGGUAGCCAAUGGUACCAUCAUUCCUGCCCAAGAGGUGCCCCCACCGACUGUACCAAUGGAUUAUUCCUGGGCAAGAGAGUUGGGCCUGAUUCGUAAACCAGCCUCCUUCAUGACCAGCAUCUGUGAUGAACGAGGCCAGGAGCUAAUCUACGCAGGCAUGCCCAUCACCGAGGUCUUCAAAGAGGAAAUGGGUUUAGGAGGAGUGCUGGGCUUACUCUGGUUCCAGCGCAGGCUGCCACGCUACGCCUGCCAUUUCAUUGAAAUGUGCCUGAUGGUGACCGCUGACCACGGGCCUGCCGUUUCUGGGGCUCACAACACAAUCGUCUGUGCUCGUGCUGGCAAAGACCUCAUCUCAAGCCUCACCUCCGGCCUGCUGACUAUCGGGGACCGUUUUGGAGGUGCUCUUGAUGCAGCAGCAAAGCAGUUCAGCAAAGCUUUUGACAGUGGCAUGCUGCCCAUGGAGUUUGUCAACAAGAUGAAGAAGGAUGGCAAGCUUAUCAUGGGAAUUGGACACAGGAUCAAUAAUCCAGACAUGCGGGUGCAGAUUCUGAAGGACUUUGUCAAACAGCAUUUCCCCUCCACCCAGCUGCUGGACUACGCCCUAGAUGUGGAGAAGAUUACUACCUCUAAGAAACCUAACCUGAUCCUUAAUGUCGACGGUUUUAUUGGUGUUUCCUUUGUGGACCUGCUUAGGACAUGUGGAGGCUUCACACGAGAUGAGGCUGAUGAGUUUGUGGAGAUCGGUGCACUGAAUGGGAUCUUUGUUCUUGGCCGUAGUAUGGGCUUUAUUGGGCAUUACCUGGAUCAGAAGAGGUUAAAACAGGGUCUUUACCGCCACCCAUGGGACGACAUCUCCUAUGUGCUUCCUGAACACAUGUCCAUCCUGCGAGCUCUGCGCUUGCAUGUAGUUCAGAGUCUUUAUUUGCCUCUGAGUUUCCCCCCUUGCGUCGGAAUGGCAGCGGCAGCAGAGGAGCCGGAGGACACUCGCCGGAAGAGCGGCGCUCAAGGAGCGCUAACAGGUGCAGGUGACUGUGAACCCGAGGAGGCCGAGGAGUUCACCUGCUCGGCCUACUGCUCGGAGCUCUCCCGGCGCCAGAACGAGCAGAGGAAGGCGGGCUUGUUCUGCGACGUGACCCUGGUUUUCAGCCGGGCGGGGGUGCCCGGAGAGCAGCCCCAAACCGUAUCUGCCCACCGCUCCGUUCUAUCCGCAGCAUCGCAGUACUUCGCGCUGCUGCUGGGCGGACAGUUCGCAGAGUCCGUGAGCCGGCGCGUGGAGCUCAAAGAGUGGAGCUCCCCGGCCGGGCCCGAGCCGGACACCGUGGAGCUGGUCGUCCAGUUCAUGUACACCGGAGAGGUCCGAGUGAGCUCCGACAACGUGCACGAGGUGUUGGAGCUGGCUGACAGAUUCCUGCUGGUGCAGCUGAAGAGCUUCUGCGCAGAGUUCCUGGUAAGGAACUUGAGCCUUUCCAACUGUGUUGCCGUGCACAGCCUGGCACACAUGUAUUCCCUAGACCAGCUGGCUGAGGAAGCUGCGGGGACAAUCAGGAGAAACUUCCACAGAGUUAUCUGCGGUGAAGAAUUCUACACGCUGCCAUUUCAUCUAGUGCAGGGCUGGCUGCUGGACUCCAAGAUCACCGUGGACUCUGAGCAGGAGUUGUUUGAGGCUAUGGUGAAAUGGGUCCACCAAAACCAAAAGGACAGAGAGAAGUAUUUUGAGGAACUGUUUAAGCUCCUGAGGCUGGCACAGAUUGCUCCCACGUACCUGACGCGUGUGAUUAGAAGGGAACCUCUAGUGGCCAACAGUGCAAUGUGUCAGCAGCUGGUGAUCGAAGCUCUGGAGUUCCACGCCAUUCGGUCCGAGAGCGUCAAGUCAGCUGACUCUGAGCUGAAUGCAGCCAUUCAGCCUCGACUGGGCCAGAACAUGGAUGUGAUCAUGGUUAUUGGGGGGGUUUCUGAAGGCGGAGAAUAUCUCAGUGAGUGUGUGGGCUACUUUGUUGCCGAGGACCGUUGGAUCAACCUACCGCACAUUCACAACCACCUUGAUGGACAUGCCAUCGCCGUCACCGAGGGCCACGUUUACGUGGCAGGCUCCAUGGAGCCCGGCUUUGCCAAGAUGGUUGAACGCUACAGCCCGAGCCUCAACAGCUGGGAGCAGGCCAGUGGCCUGACCACCCGCAAACACUCCUUUGGCCUCAUAUGUGUCAGAGAUGUACUCUAUAGCAUCGGUGGCCAUGGCAACUUCAGUCCUGGCUUUAAGGACGUCACCAUCUACGAACCGGAGCGGGACGAGUGGGUCAGCCUGGAGCCAGCACCAAAGAUCCUCCGGGAUGUAAAAACAGUGAGUGUGGAAGAUCGGCAUGUGUAUGUGAUGGCCAGGACUCCCGUCGACGUGGACCACGACGACGGACUGAGCACUUUGACCACUUGCUAUGAUACAGAGAGCCGCAAGUGGCAGGAGGUGAACUCUUUGCCACUGAUCGACAACUACUGUAGUUUUCAAAUGGCUGUUGCAUCCACAAACUUCUACAACACCGCCUCUUGCUGCCCCAGAAGCUACCAAAUAACAGCGGAGGCUGCUCAGGAGAAAAUAAGCAGUGCUGUCUCGGACGACAUCCUGGACAGCCUCCCGUCAGAGGUCCUCAGCAUGGAGGGUACGGCCAUCUGCUACCUGGGUGAGGACAUCUUCAUUAUCGGCGGGUGGAGGAACAGCAGCACCCUGGACAAGCAGUACCGCAAGGAGGCGUACCGCUACUGUGCUGAGAGGAAGCACUGGACGCUGCUGCCGCCCAUGCCCCAGCCGCGCUGCCGGGCAGCGGCCUGCCACGUCCGCAUCCCGUACCAGUAUCUGAACGGCCACCAGCGAUACCCCAUGCCCCCCAACCUGGCCCGCCAACGGGACCGCAUGCAGCAGAUGCAGCAGCUGCACCGGCGCACGCUGACUCUGCGCAGACAGCUGCAGUCUCAGAUUGAAUGCUGAAACCAGACUCUCACCCCAUCUGCUGAUGAUCGCCCUGUUAUUGUUCCAACACUGCUGCUUUAGUUUUGACUUAUGAGAGGGGAAAUGCCUGUAUGGGUUUACCCUGAACUGGCUUAGAGUGAAGGAUACAAUUAAGGAACCAAAAGAAAUAAGGGGUAAAGCCAUUAAACAAUCACUUACCCAAGUCUUAUCUUUAGUUAGCAAAUAUCUGUGCCUGCUGUAACACUCUUGUCAUUUGUAUUUUCGUUUUUGCCAGUAUAACAGUUUCCAACACAUCCCAGUGAAGUUGUUUUAGUAUUGAGAUGUGAGUUUUGCUAUUAAUAUACAGACUGUUUUUCUACUGUUGUCAGAUUUAUGUAUAUAAGUGUUGAUGUCGUGGACCAUAGUGUUAUCGUAAAAAAAAAAAAAAGGACAAUCAGACAUUCCAUUUUCAUUUUAAUAGCUCAGCUGGACAAAGGUUGCUAUCCCAGGUUCUUUGCUUGCUCUAAGCAUGAAAUACAUCAAUGAUGUAAUUUAAAAAAAUUGCACAGAAAAUAUUCUCCUGAUUUUAAAACUGUAUUAACAUAUUGCUUUUGUGACACAGUAAUUGCAGAAUUCCUCUAAUGUCUUUUCUGUGCAGUUUUAUCUGUUGAGACAAUUCUUAAAAACAAAAUAAAAACCUGGGACUUACUGGCAGAGAGCAGUGAGAAUGCUGAUAUACUGAAUGACUGGACCAGAGGAUAAUGAACAAUUAGCUGUUAAAAUGAGUGAAUGAGUUUUUUUUGUUGUUCUUAAGACUGAGAUAUACUGUGUGCCAACUCAACAGGAUUGAAAUGUAAAAGAGGGACAGCUAAAGCAAUUCACAGAGAUUAAGAGUUCUCUUGAUCAAAUUAAUAAAAAAAA